AUGAUAUGGAAUACCUACAAAUACAUACCACUACGAAGGCAGGGAAGACAAUAUUUAAUCACCACCAAUUAUCAUCUACAACAACUCCGAUUUAAAUCAUUUCGAACUAUUGAUUUAACUUUUGGGUCACAUAAUCACAAUAAUAUCCCCAAUAAAAGAAAUGAAAAGAUUUUCUUUUAUAAUUAUGAUAAUACCAGCAAAAUAAAAGCCCUUGAUCGGCAGUUCAAAAUCUUAAAUAAAUCCCAAACCAAAAUUCUUGAACUUGGAUUUAUCCCCAGUAAUUGGUUAAUAUAUAUUCGUGAUACCAUGGCCAAACUUCAUAAUAUAUCUGAUCCGGGGAAAAUCCAUCAAAAAUGUCAUAUUUUAGGAUUUGAUAUUUUAUUUGGAUCACCACCCAUCGGAGUAUCAAGUAUUCAAGGUAAUAUUUUUUCAAAAUUGGCUCAUAAAAAUAUCAUUAAUCAUUUUAAAGAAAUUUCUUGGACUCAAUUACGUGAUAAAAGACAAUUAGAACUGGAUAUUGAUCCAAAAUCAUAUUUUUCUCGAGAACAAGAUGAAUCAAUGAUAAUUGAUAAACAAAUUGAACGAAUUGAAGCUGGACUUAAAAAUAUUACCAUGUCAGAUAUAAAACGUCAACAAUUACUUGAUAAGAGAGAUUCUUUAUUACCGGAUUAUAGAAUUGAUUUAAUUUUAUCGGAUUUAUCUAAACCAGGUUAUCAACAAUCAGGAUUUUAUGAUCUUACAGAAACAAAUCCUUAUCAUCGAUAUAAUAAUAAUAAGGGGUUAAAUCAUUCAAUUUUACAACCAGGUAAAUCGAAUUUUGAAUUUUUAGAUGCUGCAUUGUUAUUGAGUUGUGAUUUAUUAAGACCUGGUGGGAAAUUUGUUGCUAGAUUAAAUGAAAUUGAUCCUUAUGAUCCAGAGAUGUAUUUGUUACAUGAGAAAUUAGAGAAAGUUUUCAAUGAUGUUCUUGAAAUACGGAAUUUUGGACAUACCACUGCUACCACUACUACCACUACUAUUACUACCAAUAAUAAUGACAAUGAUAUGAGUUUCCUGGUUCAACCACCAAUUGAAAAAUAUUAUAUUUGCAAUGAUAAAAAAAAUGAUGAUGAAUAUGACCUUUACGAUAUAUUUAAAUAUUAG
Candida albicans SC5314 is the source of this 1140-nucleotide messenger RNA. RefSeq lists its product as uncharacterized. The transcript has a single exon. The record is from RefSeq and is a predicted model, not a curated record. Bases 1 to 1140 code for a protein of 379 amino acids. Gene Ontology annotation, biological process: RNA methylation. Gene Ontology annotation, cellular component: mitochondrion. NCBI's taxonomy places the organism in Eukaryota, Fungi, Ascomycota, Pichiomycetes, Serinales, Debaryomycetaceae. Gene Ontology annotation, molecular function: rRNA (uridine-2'-O-ribose)-methyltransferase activity.